This is a messenger RNA of Talpa occidentalis (Iberian mole), 2445 nucleotides long. RefSeq names its product SMAD family member 5 (gene SMAD5). Gene Ontology annotation, molecular function: I-SMAD binding; RNA polymerase II cis-regulatory region sequence-specific DNA binding; DNA-binding transcription factor activity, RNA polymerase II-specific. The transcript has 7 exons. Gene Ontology annotation, biological process: anatomical structure morphogenesis; cell differentiation; regulation of transcription by RNA polymerase II. The coding region runs from base 613 to 2010 and encodes 465 amino acids. Lineage: Eukaryota; Metazoa; Chordata; Mammalia; Eulipotyphla; Talpidae. Gene Ontology annotation, cellular component: heteromeric SMAD protein complex. The record is from RefSeq and is a predicted model, not a curated record.
CAGCUGGUAGUUAGAGCUGGUUUCCAGCUCUGGCGCUGCCAGUUUGCACCAUUGCAGAGAUUCUUUUACUUCAGCUAACUUCUGCAUUGCUGCAGAGAGAGUGCCAAGCAGUGGCUGUUCGCCUGCUCCGUAUAUUCAUCCCCUUCCCGAGUUUCUCACUUCGUUAUCUCUACUCAGAUUCAUGUCCCGGCCUCUCCUCUGCCCCCUCCCGUUCCCCUCUCUCCCUUUCUUCAGCUGCUGUUACUACGUGGAGUUUGGAGCCUAAGCUUUGAAAACUCCCAUGUGGCGCCUGUCUUAAGUCGGAGCAUGCUCAGUAGCCAAAACAGAUUUUGGUUGCAAAAAACCCGGGCGAGGAGAGUCGGGUAUUUGGACGUCUGCCCACUUCUAACAAAAUUCUGGUUUGGAUGGCAUUGGAGAAUGGAGCUAUAGGCCAACCUGGAGGACUUGAACUAAUGAAAGAAGCUUAUGGCACUUAACAAAGAUAAACGUCACUCCUCCCUUUUUAAUUGGAACUUCUGCUUAGGAUCUGCUAUUUGACUUUUCAUCUGUGAUCUGUUCUUUCAAUAGCCACUGACUUCGAGCUACAGGAAGGUCUCUGAAGAUUUAUAUCAAAUGACGUCAAUGGCCAGCUUGUUUUCUUUUACUAGUCCAGCAGUGAAGCGAUUGUUGGGCUGGAAGCAAGGCGAUGAGGAGGAGAAAUGGGCAGAAAAGGCAGUAGAUGCUUUGGUGAAGAAGCUGAAGAAGAAGAAGGGCGCCAUGGAAGAGCUGGAGAAAGCCCUGAGCAGCCCGGGACAGCCGAGCAAGUGUGUCACUAUCCCCAGAUCCCUGGACGGACGCCUGCAGGUCUCUCACAGAAAGGGCCUGCCCCAUGUCAUAUAUUGUCGGGUGUGGCGAUGGCCUGAUCUGCAGAGUCACCAUGAGUUAAAGCCAUUGGAUAUUUGUGAAUUUCCUUUCGGAUCUAAGCAAAAAGAAGUUUGCAUCAACCCAUACCACUACAAGAGAGUGGAGAGUCCAGUCUUACCUCCAGUGUUAGUGCCUCGUCAUAAUGAAUUCAAUCCACAACACAGCCUUCUGGUUCAAUUUAGGAACCUAAGCCACAAUGAACCACACAUGCCACAGAAUGCAACCUUUCCUGAUUCUUUCCACCAGCCCAACAACACUCCUUUCCCUUUAUCUCCAAAUAGCCCCUACCCCCCUUCUCCUGCUAGCAGCACAUAUCCCAAUUCGCCAGCAAGUUCUGGACCAGGAAGUCCAUUUCAGCUCCCUGCUGAUACUCCUCCUCCUGCCUAUAUGCCACCAGAUGAUCAGAUGGGUCAAGAUAAUUCCCAACCCAUGGAUACAAGCAAUAAUAUGAUUCCUCAGAUUAUGCCCAGUAUAUCCAGCAGAGAUGUGCAGCCUGUUGCCUAUGAAGAACCCAAACAUUGGUGUUCAAUUGUCUACUAUGAAUUAAACAAUCGUGUUGGGGAAGCUUUUCAUGCAUCUUCUACUAGUGUGUUAGUAGAUGGAUUCACAGAUCCUUCAAAUAACAAAAGUAGAUUCUGCUUGGGGUUGUUGUCAAACGUUAAUAGGAAUUCAACAAUUGAAAACACUAGACGACAUAUUGGAAAAGGUGUUCAUCUGUACUAUGUUGGCGGAGAGGUAUAUGCAGAGUGCCUCAGUGACAGCAGCAUAUUUGUACAGAGUAGGAACUGCAACUUUCAUCAUGGCUUUCAUCCCACUACUGUGUGUAAGAUUCCCAGCAGCUGCAGCCUCAAAAUUUUUAACAAUCAAGAGUUUGCUCAACUUUUGGCUCAGUCUGUCAACCAUGGAUUUGAGGCAGUAUAUGAGCUCACCAAAAUGUGUACCAUUCGAAUGAGUUUUGUCAAGGGCUGGGGCGCAGAAUAUCACCGGCAGGAUGUUACUAGCACCCCAUGUUGGAUUGAGAUUCAUCUUCAUGGGCCUCUUCAGUGGCUGGAUAAAGUCCUCACUCAGAUGGGCUCCCCUCUGAAUCCCAUAUCUUCUGUUUCAUAGUGCAGAAGUAUUCUUUUCAAUUACACUAUUAGUGGACUUGUUUUAAUUUUAGGGAAAUUUUCUGUACUGAUACUGUGAGCUUACAUGGAAAACAGAUAUUACAGCUUAUUUUUUUCUACAUAAUUGUGACCAAUACAUUUGUAUUUUGUGAUGAAUCGACGUUUGUUUGUAUUCAUGUUCGUGUGAUUAACUCUCAAAAGUGUUGUGAAAAAUACAGAGUAAGUAUUGUGCCCCAGUUCAGAAGUUUUGCAUUGUUCUUAAACUGGAAGAUACUUUUGCCUUUUUGUCCCAACAGGUUUUUUUGUUAAAUUGUUUUAAAAAAUAAAUCACAUGAUGAAAAUUAGUAUAAGAGGAUGAAAAGUGAAAAAAGUCUUCCCUUCUGUACUGAAUUUUCUAGAAGAUAUACUUGUACCAGUUUCUUUGUCCCACCAACUU